GAAGGAGAUGGGGAGAUGGACGGUGCAUCUCUCGGUGGGGGUCGGCCUCCUGGCCGUCCUGUUGACCUGCUGCAAUGCAGAAAUGAACUACUGCUUCGCUUCCAAGGAGACCUGCUCCGAGUGUCUGCAGGUCGGGACAGGCUGCGCGUACUGCCCUGACGAGAAUUUCAACGGCCCUCGCUGCGACCUGUACGCAAACAUUAAGGCUCACGGAUGCAACGUAGCGGCCAUCAUCACGGCUAAAAGCAGCAUGCGGAUACAGAAAAACAGACAGAUCGACAUGAAGCUCCAGCAGUCCCAGGUGUCCCCGCAGCAGGUGAGCAUGAGCUUCCUGCCGGGAGAAGAGAAGGAGGUGGACGUGCAGGUCUUCGCGCCCACCAAAGGCCCUCUGGAUCUUUACAUUCUUAUGGACUUCUCAAACUCCAUGGAGGACGAUUUGGACAACUUGAAGAGUAUGGGCAAAGAGCUGGCUUCUCUGGUGGAGAAGCUGUCAAACAACUACACCAUUGGAUUCGGAAAGUUUGUGGACAAAGUGAUCGAGCCACAGACCGACAUGAGGCCUUCCAAGCUGAAGCAGCCAUGGCCCAACAGCGACCCUCCCUUCUCUUUCCAAAACGUCAUCAGGCUGACCAGCAAGGUGGACUUUUUCAUCAGUGAGCUCCAGAAGGAGAGAAUCUCUGGUAACCUGGACGCUCCUGAGGGCGGGUUUGACGCCAUCUUACAGGCCGCAGUGUGUACGGACAACAUUGGCUGGCGUCCAGAGAGCACACAUCUCCUGGUUUUCUCCACGGAGUCGGCUUUCCACUACGAGGCUGACGGUGCUAAUGUGCUCUCUGGCAUCCUGCCACGCAACGACGAGCAAUGCCACCUCGACGGGAACGACAAAUACACGGAGGACAUCUAUCAGGACUACCCCUCCAUACCCACACUGAUCCGAGUGCUGGGAAAACACAACAUCAUCCCCAUCUUUGCUGUCACCAACCACUCCUACACGUACUACAAGAAACUCCAAGAGUAUUUCCCCAUCGCUGAGGUCGGUCUGCUGCAAGAAGACUCAUCUAAUAUCCUCCAGGUCAUGGAGAUAGCUUUUGAGAAUAUCCGUUCGAAGAUGAGUAUCCGUGCAGAGGAGAAACCCAAGGCUUUCGAAGCACAGUUCUUGUACCCCAGUGGAAGCGUUGCAGAAUAUGGAGCCUUUGACUUCAAACCUGGUGCAAUUGGAAAGUUCAAGAUGCGGCUCAAGGCUCAGCGGAUGGUUAACGAGGAGCUCGUCUGUAAAAUGGACGAGGAAGAUAAAGAGGGCAUGAUGAGAGUCAAACCUUCGACCUUUAACGCUGCCGUCAACGUCCAGGCCAGGGUUCUGUGUCCGACUUGCGACUGUGAGAAGACCCGCAUCGCCAAAGCAGAGAGAUGCUAUGGGAACGGAGACCUGGUGUGUGGGAAGUGCUUUUGUUAUGACGGCUGGGUGAGUACUUUCUGUAACUGCUCAGCCAGUUCUUCAGCUCUGGACACCAGCCAGUGCAUCGGCCCCAACAUGACAGAGCCUUGCUCAGGCCGUGGAGAGUGUAUGGAGUGCGGAACUUGUGUGUGCUACAACCCGGAUCAGUUUGAAGGGCCGUACUGUCAGUAUGACAAGACCCGGUGUCAGCGAUACGGAGGCUUCCUCUGCAACGAUCGUGGCUCCUGUGUGAUGGGCCGGUGUGCGUGUGCUGAAGGCUGGGAGGGCAACGCCUGCGAGUGUCCCAAGAGCACCCAGACCUGCCUGGACAGUAAAGGGGGUGUGUGCAACGGGCGGGGUAAAUGUGUCUGUGGCCGCUGCUUGUGUCCGGACUCAGGCAUCGAGAUGACUUCGACCUGUGAGCCAAACUUCGAGGCUCAGUUGGGUGUGUGUGAGGCCACCAGGAGUUGUGUCCAAUGUCAAGCCUGGAAAACCGGAGAGAAGAAGAAAAAAGAGGAUUGUGACAAGUGUCUCUUCAAGGUCAUCAUGGUGGACGAGCUGAAAGAACGCGAGCAGGUUCUGGAUUCCUGCAGUUACCGUGAUGAGGACGACGACUGUACGUACCACUACACUGUGGAGAGCCCCAAAGAUUCCACAGUCAAUGACUUGGAGGUUCAGGUGCUCAAAAAGAAAGAUUGCCCCGCCGCCAGUCUCCUGUGGCUGCUGCCACUCAUCUUGUUCCUCCUGUUGCUGCUGGCGCUUCUGGCUCUCUGCUGCUGGAAGUACUGCGCCUGCUGCAAAACCUGCUGCCAGAGCUGUCUGGCCCUGCUGCCUUGCUGUAAGAGAGGCCGCAUGGUUGGCUUCACGGAAGACGCGUAUAUGUACCAUCAGUCCCAGCUCAUGUCCGAUCAUGUGGACACUCCCAUGGCGAGGACUGGCCCACCAAAGGGAACUGAUGUAGUUCGCUGGAAGGUCACAGACAAUGUCCACCGACCCGCCAAUCACCCCCAGACUCUGUUAAAGCCAAACCCAAAAGAGAUCAUCCCCUUCCCGCUUUCCCUCCGACUGAACAGGCUCUUUUCGGAGAACUUGUCUCGCCCCGAGUCCAGAGACGCUGAGCAGCUGCGCAAGGAGGUGGCCGAUAACCUGAAUGAGGUGUACAAGCACAUUCCAGGGGCACAGAAGAUUCAAAAGACAGUGUUCAGACUGCAGCAAAAUGCUGGGAAAAGGAGGGACAAUGCCAUCGUGGACACUGUCCUGUCUGCUCCACGCAGCAGCUUCCCAGAUAUCGUCAAACUGACGGAGAAGAACGUCCAGUCGGGCAGAUUUCAAGACCUUAAAGUGGUACCUGGCUACUACACCGUGGAAACAGACAGAGAGGCUGCGGGAGCCAUCGAGUUCCAGGAGGGAGUCGAGUCUGUAGACGUCCAUGUCCCCCUUGUCAAAGAGGAAGACGACAACAAGAAGAAGCUGCUGGUGGAGGCCAUCGAUGUGCCGCUUGGCAUAGCAGAGAUUGGAAAACGUUUGGUGAACAUCACCAUCAUCAAAGAUCAGGCUGCCAGCAUCUUCUCAUUCCUCCAGCCUCAGUACUCCUACAGCAGGCAAGAUGGAGUCGCCCACAUCCCGGUCGAUCGUGAGAUCAUCGAGGACGGACGCACGCAAGUCAGCUACCGCUCCAAAGACGGCACCGCCAAGGACAAGAAGGACUACGUGACUGUAGAAGGAGAUCUGAACUACAAUCCAGGUGAGACCCAGAAGAUCGUACCCGUCCGUCUGCUGGAGCUGAAUGAGAGAGACGGCCUGCUGGAAGAGAAGCAGGUCAAGCAGUUCACUAUGGAGCUCAGUAACCCGCGUCAGGGGGGCAAACUGGGUCGAUACCCCAAAACCACGGUGACCAUCACGGACCUACCAGAACCCAGUGUGAUGAAUUUCAAGAAGGGCACCCAGAACUUCACGACGUCAGACCCUACCUACUCCAUCCCCGUGGUCCGCUCUCGCAACCCGGACAGCCCUGCUACAGUGAAGUGGCGCACCAAGAAGGCGAAGCGUUUCGAGCUAUCUGGUCCUCUGAAGUUUGCCCCUGGAGAGACGGAGAAGAUCAUCACUAUCGACCCGAAAGCCCACCCAGGACCGAUCCAGCAGACCUUCCAGCUGGAGCUGUUCGACCCAAGCAGCAAUGCUUCCCUUGGAGAGAGGAAGACCACCAUUGUCAAUGUCACAGAUGGAGGUCCAAGAUCCCCAGAAAUGGCCCCCUUACAACAGAAGGGCUUCAUCAGCCAAAAAGCCACCUCUCCUGGUGGUCACCUCACCUCCCCAGGGAACCCCAGAGCCAAAGCAACUGGACCCAGAAGCAUUCGACUCAACUGGGACCCUCCACCUGGCAACCCCAAGGGUUACAAGGUCAAGUAUUGGAUCUACGGCGACCCAGAGAAAGAUGCCCAGGUCUUAGACGUGAAGACAAAUCACGCUGACUUGACCAACCUGUACCCUUAUUGUGACUAUGAGAUGCGAGUGUGUGGCUACAAUGCGAUAGGAGAUGGCUACGAUACCGACGUUGUUACCUGUCAGACAAUGGAGGAUGUGCCCGGUGAGCCCGGUCGUCUUGCCUUCAACGUCAUCAGUCCAACCGUCACUCAGCUGAGCUGGGGAGAACCUGCGGAAACCAAUGGCAACAUCACGGCCUACGAGGUCGUCUACACACCGAUCGAUGACGACAUGAAGCCGGUGGGCGCGGCCAAGAAAGUAAAGAUUGACAAUCCAAAGAAACGGAUGCUGCUGAUCGAGAAUCUGCAGAACGCCCAGACCUAUCAGUACAAGGUCCGCGCCAAGAACAGCGUGGGCUGGGGUCCCUUCAGAGACGCAACCAUCAACUUGGCUUCGCAGCCCGCCAGACCUCUGUCCAUUCCCAUCAUCCCUGACAUCCCCAUCGUGGAUGCUGAGGCGGGAGACGAGUACGACAGCUUCCUGGCGUACAGCAACGAGGUGCUGAAGUCUCCGGCAAGCUCCAAGACGCCCAGCGUCUCUGGUGACGAUUUCACCAUGAACGGCAAGUGGGACCAGAACUUCCUCUUCCCGGGAGGUACAGCUACGCGCAACUUGUCGGCGUCGUCCUCCCCGAUGUCCACGCUGAGCUCCAACUACAGAGUCGGCGGAGGAGGAGGAGGCUCCUUCACCACCGAAACCACCACCACCUACCUGACCGGGCCAGGGAGCACCCGCAGGCCGGACAUGAUGGGAGGGGGCCUGCACACGUCCGAGGUCAUCAUGAGGAAGCGCUCGGAGAACAGAGGCUACGGCGAGGAGAACAUCCGCGACUCCAUCGUCAUGGGAGAAGUCAGCAAGUUCCCGGACCUCAGCGGGUUCGGCUACGCUGGGAUGCAGAGCAGCUCUCACAGCCAGUUCAGCUACAGCCUGCCUCAGGGCUCCAGGGACAGGACGCCGACAGACGUCCACGAGGCCCUGUUUAACCUGGACAGGGUGCUCCAGGAUGCGCGCCUCUCCCCCGGGAUCCCGGACACUCCCAGCAGGCUGGUCUUCUCUGCUCUGGGGCCCACGGCCCUCAAGGUGAGCUGGCAGGAGCCCCACUGUGAGAAGGACAUCCUGGGCUACAGCGUCCUCUACCAGCUGCUCAACGGAGGCGAGACGAAGCGCAUCAACGUGACCAACCCGGCGGAGAACUCGGUCAUCAUCCAGGACCUGCUGCCGAACCACUCCUACCUGUUCAAGGUCAAGGCCCAGAGCCAGGAGGGCUGGGGUCCGGAGAGGGAGGGGGUGAUCACCAUCGAGUCGGCCGUGGACCCCAAGAGCCCCCUCAGCCCCAUGCCAGGAUCACCGUUCACCCUGAGCACCCCCAGCGCCCCGGGACCCCUGGUCUUCACGGCGCUGAGCCCCGAGUCCCUGCAGCUCAGCUGGGAGAAACCCCGCAAACCCAACGGAGACAUCCUGGGAUACGUGGUGACCUGCGAGCAGCUGCACGAUGGAGGCGACGCCCGCUCCUUCCAGGUGAACGGCGACAACGCGGAGACCAGUCUGACGGUCCCGAACCUUUUGGAGAAUGUCCCGUACAAGUUCAAGGUCCAGGCUCGAACCACGCUGGGUUUCGGCCCCGAGAGGGAGGGGAUCAUCACCAUCGAGUCUCAGGACGGAGGAGCUUUGUCUCAGUUUAACAGCCAGUCAAUGACGAGACGGGAAGUCUUCCAAAUGCCAACCGAAGUCACAACCCGGACCAACGUCUCCCACGCCAUGAUCAACGACCCCUACUUCACAGAUGGGAUGAUGAUGACCUCCCAGCACAUGGAGACCAGCGGCAUGGUGACCCGCCAGAUCACCAAGGAGGUGGUCCAGAGGAGCGUGAUGGGCGGUACCACCGUCACCAAGAAGAUGUUUCCAAUCUGAGACUCUGUAAAAUAAAAAAAAAAAAGGAAGUUGGCUGUCUUUUUUAGGGGAUCUUUAGGUGAAAGAGGGGGAGGCUCCUCCUUUGUGUCUGUUACAAACACUUUACAGUUCAGUUGUGUCCUGAUUUGACCUCUGUUGGCCGAGGCAGAGGUCAUCCAGUAAUCCAAAGUGACCCCCACCCCCCACCCAAUAAUCUGACCCCCAGGCUGCUUUAAACACUUUCUUCCUCUUCUCCGUAUCUGAACGGUCCUGAGUUGGUGGAUUUGGGAUUUUAUUUUAUUUUUUUUCUGUUGAUAGAUUUGUAUGAUAAUAAAGUGUUUCCAAACAUAUUUAAUACUUUUACAGCCUCACCCUGCAGACACAGGUUCUGUUCUCGAUAUUUCAGCAAUCAGGGCAAACGAUCAAAGAUGCAGUCGCAGGAUGUCCGCGCCGAACCUGCUCGUUGGUUUUUUUUUUUUUGUGUUUCUUCGUCCCCGCAGGCGUUUAAGCAGAUUAACAUUUGAAUGGUGAGAUUUUUUUCGGGGGGAGGAAACAGUGUGUAAGGACAGAAUGAUUGUAUUUGCUUCCACUGCUGUAUUUUUGUCUUUUUCACACAUUUGAGGAUGACCGAUCGGAUGAAAUAAAAAAACAAACUCAUGUACUUUCUGAUCAACAUGUAUCAUUCGCAUUUUAACAGUUUUUUUUUAACUUUUGUCUGUCAGUUUUAUUGCACUCAAUAAAGAUUUAAAACCAUG
Salarias fasciatus (jewelled blenny) is the source of this 6564-nucleotide messenger RNA. RefSeq names its product integrin, beta 4 (gene itgb4). NCBI's taxonomy places the organism in Eukaryota, Metazoa, Chordata, Actinopteri, Blenniiformes, Blenniidae. Gene Ontology annotation, molecular function: integrin binding. Gene Ontology annotation, cellular component: focal adhesion; membrane; integrin complex. Gene Ontology annotation, biological process: cell-cell adhesion; integrin-mediated signaling pathway; cell adhesion mediated by integrin. The record is from RefSeq and is a predicted model, not a curated record.